AUGUCAACCUCCACCAACCGAUACCAGGUGCGCGACGAUGACACUCCCUUCGAAGUCAUUAAGAAGAUCCGCUGCUCCCGCGGGAUGGAUGUUAAGGGAAAGGUUAUCAGUGAUACCGCUUUUCAAACCUUCAAGAUGCUUGGAUCGGCACUUAGGCUAUUGGCCGAUAUGAAUCCCCAACCCGCACAUUUUGUUCUGGAAGCUGUUCAGAACGCGGACGACAAUGACUAUCUGAACGUCCAAGCUAUUUGCACCAUCAGUGAGAGUACCAAAACAGACAGACCAGACUGCACUGGAGAGAAGGGUAUUGGUUUCAAAAGCUUUUUCAAGAUCGCUGUGGCCAUCCACAUUGCAUCUCGCGGUUUCUCCUUCAAGUUCGAUAGCCGUCGCUUGUGUGGCAUGAUUGAUCCUGAAUGGGCUGAGUUUCCGCAACAGCACGAGCGGCCAGGUACGACACAGUUCUUACUUGAGCUUGCUCCGGAUGCUCCUAGAGCCAGAAUUCAGAGUGAACUACGUGCCUUUGACCCAACACAAUUACUCUUCCUUCGGAGACUAAGGACAGCCGAAGUCUCUGUUGACGGUGAGAAGAUGAUGGUCAGGAGAGAAGAUUUCCCUCAAGUCAACAAGUACAACGGAGAAAUGCGACGGCUCAUAGUAUCAAAGCCUGGUAGUCACGAGGAAGUCGUUACCGACUAUAUGAUCGUCAAAAAAAGGAUCCCUGUGACCCAUGGAUCUAAUAAACACCCUAAAGCAAAAGAAACGGAAGUUAUCCUGGCUUUUCCCGUUGCCUCUGACUGCCCUGUGAUCGAGGCCCAGAAUGCUUACAAUUUCCUUCCUGUUCGCAAAACGAGUUUCUUCUUUCUCAUUCAGGCUGACUUUAUCUUGGCUGCAAAUCGUGAAGAUGUGGAUGACUCGCAUGAGGGAUGGAACCAAAUGCUUCUCAGAGCACUGGCUCAGGCGUUCACUUUGGCAGCACUCCGCUUCAAGGACACCCCACUCAAGUUCUCUUGGAUUCGCUUUCUGCCAGUUGAUGGCGAGCCGUGCUUUGCACUUUCGAUGCUUCCAAAACUCAUCCGACAGAAUCUAGGAAAGGCUUCUAUACUUUUGACUAGUCAUGAAACACCAGUGUCUGGCUCAGAAGCGGUGUUCAUCCCUCAAGCAUUCAGAAUCGGAGACAGAAAUCCGCUUAUUGACAGCGCAAUCUCUUUACACAAGGAAUGUGACAGUUCUGACUUCACUCGGCUGAGAUGGCUGGGUGUAACGACAAUGAGCCAGCAACAAUUUCUCUCCCACCUCAAAACUUACGUCGAAGUUGAGUCCGGCCGACAAUUUCGAGAGCAGAAGGCAGCGUGGCAUGCAAGCCUGGCACGAAUCCUUAGCGACAAUCAGGAAAUCAGUGCUGCGCAGAUCGCCAAGCUGCCAAUAAUCCGGCUUCAAGACGGGCGCUGGGUUGCGACAAAGAAUAAUGUGAUUACGUACGAAGUGGCCGACACGAAUAUCAUGGACAGAGUUCCACCCGGGCUUGAUCAUAUUCAAUUGGUGCACCAUUCAGUUGCCUCCAACCCGUACGGACUGAGACUGUUACAGAAAUUAGGCGUCAAGCGGUUUGACUCCAGACAAGUUUGUAACCUGAUCAUCAGUCAGCACAAACGUUCUACUAAACCUUCUUGCGACAUGUCCGUUCUCAUUUCUCAUGCAGUGUACCUUUUUCAGGCCCAGCAUAAUCUGAGAGGUCUCAACACAUGCGAAGGUCCCAUGCUCUGGCUAUGCACCUCCAACGGUGCCGUGGGGCGUGCUUCGGCAUUGUAUGUUGACGAUCCACAAUUGGAUGACCCUGUAAGCCGCCAUUUGGCGGAAGGACCAGCAGCCGGUCUUGUGCUGCAUAAGGAGGUCGUGGAGGCUGUCGGUCGUGGAGGCUGUCCGUGGUUCCAAAAGCACUGA
Molecule: messenger RNA, 1941 nt
Organism: Endocarpon pusillum Z07020
Lineage: Eukaryota; Fungi; Ascomycota; Eurotiomycetes; Verrucariales; Verrucariaceae
Exons: 4
Coding region: 1-1941 (646 amino acids)
Source: RefSeq, a predicted model, not a curated record